UCUCACACACAACGAUAAAAAUUAAUUCCCAUCCAAUUUUUCAGAUUCAAUAUUCCAAAUUCGUUGUAAAAAAAUCCAAAUAAGAUGUCAGGAAGAGGAAAGGGAGGAAAAGGGUUGGGAAAGGGAGGAGCAAAACGACAUCGUAAGGUCCUCCGCGACAACAUCCAGGGCAUCACCAAGCCCGCCAUCCGCCGGUUGGCUCGUAGAGGCGGUGUGAAGCGUAUCAGCGGUUUGAUUUAUGAAGAGACACGUGGCGUGUUGAAGAUCUUUUUGGAGAACGUCAUCCGUGACGCCGUCACUUACACGGAGCACGCUCGCCGGAAGACGGUCACCGCCAUGGAUGUCGUUUACGCCUUGAAGCGCCAGGGCCGUACCCUCUAUGGUUUUGGUGAUCCGAAUAAGAAAAUGUCAGGAAGAGGAAAGGGAGGAAAGGGGUUGGGAAAGGGAGGAGCAAAACGACAUCGUAAGGUCCUCCGCGACAACAUCCAGGGCAUCACCAAGCCCGCCAUCCGCCGGUUGGCUCGCAGAGGCGGUGUGAAGCGUAUCAGCGGUUUGAUUUAUGAGGAGACGCGUGGCGUGUUGAAGAUCUUUUUGGAGAACGUCAUCCGUGACGCCGUGACUUACACGGAGCACGCUCGCCGGAAGACGGUCACCGCCAUGGAUGUCGUAUACGCCUUGAAACGCCAGGGCCGUACUCUCUAUGGUUUCGGUGGUUAAUUCGAUUGGAUUUUUAGGGUUUGCUUAUGCUGCAGUUACUAUUAGUUUUUUUAGGUUCAGAUCUGGUUUUAGCUUUUGUGUGUAGUUAGUAUUAUGAUGAUAUGUUGCUGUAACUGAAUGUUGAUUUUCAGUAUUUCAAGUGAAUGAAUAUGUUUCUCUAUAUCAA
Messenger RNA from Erigeron canadensis, 883 nucleotides. RefSeq lists its product as uncharacterized. Lineage: Eukaryota; Viridiplantae; Streptophyta; Magnoliopsida; Asterales; Asteraceae. Gene Ontology annotation, biological process: nucleosome assembly. Gene Ontology annotation, molecular function: DNA binding; structural constituent of chromatin; protein heterodimerization activity. The record is from RefSeq and is a predicted model, not a curated record. The transcript has 2 exons. The coding region runs from base 85 to 717 and encodes 210 amino acids. Gene Ontology annotation, cellular component: nucleosome.